AUGUCGUCUCGAUAUUUUAAGAAUAAAUUCUCUGAUUUUGAUGGAAAUUCUGUAGUCCAGGUGGACAAGAAUCGUGUGUGUGGCCUCGUAGAGGAAUAUGUGAGUGCUAUCUUAGCUAACACCAAUGAUUCUAGGCAAGAUCACCGUGGAGAUUUGUAUGUGGGUGAUGCCGGGAUUGCCUACAUGUUUUAUCGCAUCUACAAGUCUCCAGUGUUGAAGGAUAAGAUUCCAGGAGCUCUUAAUCUAGCGCAGCAGUAUAUUGAGAGGGCCAGGAACAAUGCCAGGCACUAUGCCAAACGAUCCGACGAGAGAUGUGCUUUUCUUUGUGGAAAUGCCGGAAUCUACGCAGUUUCCGCAGCGAUUUCCCAUGAAAGCGGCAACCAGAGUCAAUACCAAAAAGAUUUGGAUUGCUUUUCUGCCGGUUUUGCAGCCUGUAAGCCCAUAAAUUUCAACAAAUAUGGAUCUGAUGAGGUACUAGUGGGCAGAGCCGGUUUUCUGAGUGGUGUUUAUUGGCUGCAGAAAACCCUUCCGGCGACCCCAUUUACUUCUGAUCAAAUUCUCGAGAUUUGCGAGUCCAUGAUUCAGAGUGGGAUUGAAUAUAGUCACAGAAAUACCUCAACCUUACCCUUGAUGUACGAAUAUCACAACAGUGAAUAUCUGGGUGCAGCUCAUGGAGUCUGUGCUAUUUAUCACAUGCUCCUAAAUUCGAGCUGGUUUGAUAACAUUCAAUCUGGAGCUGCCCCAAAACACCUCAAUCUUAUCAAAGAUUCAAUCGAUGGAUUUCUGGCCUAUCAAGAUUCCGAAGGAAACUUCCCAAUAACUCUGGACAACACAAGAGAGAAACGUCUGGUGCACUGGUGUCAUGGAGCUCCGGGAGCUGUCUAUCUCCUGGCCAAAUCCUACUUAGUCUUCAAAGAUGAGAAAUACUUGAGAGCCUGCAAGUUGGCGGCUGACUUGGUUUGGCGGAAAGGAUUACUACUAAAAGGUCCUGGUAUUUGUCAUGGAGUGGCUGGAAAUGGCUAUGUCUUCCUUCUACUCCAUCAACUCACCCAAGACCCUAAAUAUCUCUACAGAGCGAUCAAGUUCAUGGAAUUCCUAUCUGAUCCAGAGUUUCGGCAAAAUGCUCGGACUCCUGAUCGUCCCUUCAGUCUAUACGAGGGCAUUGCUGGAACAGUAUGUUUCCUGGCUGAUUUACUGGAACCAGAAAAGGCAGCAUUUCCCUUCAUGGAAGUUUAUUGAGCAAGAAAAUACUGCAUUUAAAUUUAUAAAUUUCUUUGUUACUUUUGACCCCAUCCCAAGUUGUACUCCAAUUUGUGGCUAAAUUUAUUAAUAAAUGUGCGCUCCCUAAAAUUA
Phlebotomus papatasi is the source of this 1353-nucleotide messenger RNA. RefSeq names its product lanC-like protein 3 homolog. Gene Ontology annotation, biological process: peptide modification; carbohydrate metabolic process. Bases 1 to 1239 code for a protein of 412 amino acids. The record is from RefSeq and is a predicted model, not a curated record. Gene Ontology annotation, cellular component: plasma membrane. The transcript has a single exon. NCBI's taxonomy places the organism in Eukaryota, Metazoa, Arthropoda, Insecta, Diptera, Psychodidae.